AUGUCCAGUCUUCACGAGCUCCUUCACCGACAGCGACCAGGACGAUGGCAAGAAUUCCGCGCCCGGCCUUGUGUCUUCCUCGCAAAAAUGCUUUAUGGUUGGUACGAGCCUAUUCCAGCUACGCCACUCACAAAACCUAUCGCGGUUGUCUGUAUUUCCGAUACCCACAACACCCAAACCGACGUCCAUGAUGGAGACAUCCUCAUCCAUGCUGGUGAUCUCACACAAUCUGGAUCUUUUCAGGAACUUCAAGAUUCGAUCACCUGGCUACGAAGCCUACCUCAUCCUACCAAAAUUGUGAUUGCUGGCAAUCAUGACCUACUACUUGAUUCAGCGCGGGAUGAUGUGUCUGGUCGAGCAGCCUCCGAGCGAGCUCAAAUCGACUGGGGAGAUAUAAUCUACCUCGAAAACGAGGAAGUAACAAUUUAUUGCCCAAAUGGUCGUCAACUGAGGGUCUACGGAAGUCCCUACUCUUGCCGCCAUGGCAACUGGGCCUUUCAAUAUCCCCGGAAUCAAGAUGUAUGGGCUGGCUCAGUACCAGAUGGAAUUGAUGUGCUAAUUACUCAUGGUCCACCACUUGCUCAUCUUGACUUACUGAAGCUCCAGGAGGCGUAUGAGGGAACUGUCGCCGCUGGAGGGGGCUUGAAAAAUCUACUGUUUACAGCCUGGGAGUUUGCUAAGGAAGUCCUACGCCCAGCCGUGGAAGCAAAAUGUUUACUUGUAAAUCCUGCCAUUGUUGGAGGGUUACGGGAUAAUGAACGAAGGUUGCCUAUCAAAGUUUUUAUCUAA
Molecule: messenger RNA, 789 nt
Organism: Penicillium roqueforti
Lineage: Eukaryota; Fungi; Ascomycota; Eurotiomycetes; Eurotiales; Aspergillaceae
Product: metallophosphatase domain-containing protein
Exons: 2
Coding region: 1-789 (262 amino acids)
Molecular function (GO): hydrolase activity
Source: RefSeq, a predicted model, not a curated record